Molecule: messenger RNA, 1031 nt
Organism: Magallana angulata
Lineage: Eukaryota; Metazoa; Mollusca; Bivalvia; Ostreida; Ostreidae
Exons: 5
Coding region: 122-715 (197 amino acids)
Source: RefSeq, a predicted model, not a curated record
AAGUAUGAACUAAUUAUUUCCGAUAGAUUUGCCAUGGAAACAAGGAAGUAAAGCUAAUUAAAUGGCAUAGAUCAGAACGUGAUGGUUAUACAUGUAGGCCCAAUCGUUCUAUUAAGUAAACAUGUCAUGUAGUCGUCGACUGUUUGUUUGUACGUGUUUCUUUCUACUGGCGAUCACCAUAGGAUCAUCUUAUGGCAAUCAAGAGUGUCCCCACGGUAUACAUAAUUCAUCAUUUAAAUGUUGUCUUGGUUUCCGAAAGAUAGAGGAUGUUUGCACAGAAUGCAUUGGAUUUUAUGGAGAGGAAUGUAGUAUACCCUGUCCAGCAGGAUUUUAUGGACGUCAAUGUAAAACACCCUGCAACUGUUCUUCAAACGAGGCUUGUAAUCAGUUUGUUGGUUGCAGAUCAAACUCCACAUGUGGUGAAGGUCAUCAUUCGGUAAAAGGUAAUCUAAAAUGGAUGUUGAUGAUCUUCUUCAUAUGCCUGCAAGGCUUCAAUUUGGUUUUCUGCAUCGGUUAUCCACUUAGAAAAAGAAAGAACUGGAUAAGAAAAAUGAUGAUAAGAAAAAUGGAAAAGUGUAGAGGAUGCUUUCUUUUUUCCCAGCAAAAAGGUAAAACGGUUCGAAAUAAAGGACACAGUGACAGCCACCCAAUGCACAGAAGCGCUGAUUAUGGAUAUGUAGGUGAUGGCUACCAUCAAAUUCAUUUUCCAAAUUAAAACCUUUCGAUUUUGCUCCGAUCAAUGCACUGUGAAAGACAAUCAUUAACCCAACAAUAAAAUUGUGACGAUGCUAGCUUAGAUAAUGCCCCCAAAAUUUGUCGAUACACUGCGUUUUACGGGAUUGCACCGAAUACUGUUUUAUUUCUCGAUGCAGAAAAAAGUCACUGUUGCUUUGAACUUUAUAAAAACUUUUGAACAUUUACUUGUCAGUGCUGGCUUCAUAUAUGUUCAACACUGUCUUGCAACUUCAUUUGCAUUUUAUGAUUAAAGGCAAAAAUCCGUAUAUUAAAUAAAAGAAACUUUUUUCACAAGA